UCCUGUCACGUGACACACGAAUGCGGAAGUCUGUGUUUAUGUCGGCUGGAGUUUAUGAGUUUAUUUUAUCGUUUGAAAAUGGAAUGAUGUUGUUAAAGGCAGUGAGAGAGUCUGUGGAGCUUCACAGGGAGACAGGAAGCGCGAUUUAAAGCCAGCACACACAAAGAUUUGGUUUAAAAUGGCGGACGUGAAGGCGAGUUGGUUCCAGUGGGGGCCUGGACUGGUGGGACUGGUUUUACUGGUGUGUGCUGUGGGAGAGUGUCGGAGGCACGCGCUCCUCAUCAUCGCCGAUGAUGCCGGGUUCGAGACGGAGGUCUACAACAACACGGUGGUCCGAACUCCACACCUGAGCGCUCUGGCUCGACGCAGCGUCAUUUUCCGAAACGCCUUCACCUCCGUGAGCAGCUGCUCGCCCAGUCGCUCCACCAUCCUCACCGGAUUACCACAGCACCAGAACGGGAUGUACGGGCUUCAUCAGGGUGUGCAUCACUUUAACUCGUUUGACGGCGUGCAGAGCCUCCCGCUGUUACUGAAGCAAUCCAACAUCCGCACGGGCAUCAUCGGGAAGAAGCACGUAGGGCCGAGCUCCGUGUACCCCUUCGACUUCGCCUACACGGAGGAGAACGGCUCGGUCCUGCAGGUAGGACGCAACAUCACCCGGAUCAAACUGCUGGUCCGGAAGUUUCUGCAGGAACACCGAGAGGAGGAGAGAAGCGGAGGAGAGACUCGAUCCUUCUUCCUAUACGUAGCGUUUCACGACCCGCACCGCUGUGGCCAUUCGCAGCCUCAGUACGGCUCGUUCUGUGAGAAGUUCGGGAACGGAGAGAGCGGAAUGGGCAGAAUUCCCGACUGGCAGCCGCAACACUACACACCCGAGCAGGUCGAGGUGCCGUAUUUCGUCCCAGACACUCCGGCUGCUCGGGCGGAUCUCGCUGCUCAGUACACCACCGUCAGCAGACUGGACCAGGGUAUUGGUUUGGUCCUGCAGGAGUUGAGGGACGCUGGGUUUGAGAACGACACGUUGGUGAUGUACAGCUCUGAUAACGGAAUCCCGUUUCCUAACGGACGGACCAACCUGUACGACUCGGGCGUGGCCGAACCCAUGAUCGUCUCCUCACCUGAACAGCGACAGCGCUGGGGACAGACGAGCGACGCCUACGUCAGCCUGCUAGACAUCACGCCCACUCUGCUGGACUGGUUCUCCGUGCCGUAUCCUCCCUACAGCCUGAGCGGCGGCGGCGGCGGCUCUGUAGUUCACCUGACAGGUCGCUCCUUGCUCCCUGCUCUGUCCUCCGAGCCAAUUUGGGACACAGCCUUCGGCAGUCAGAGUCUGCACGAGGCCACCAUGUAUUACCCGAUGCGCUCGGUGAGGCGCGGCCGCUUCGUCCUGCUGCACAACCUGAACUACCGCUCGCCCUUCCCCAUCGACCAGGACCUGUACGUCUCGCCCACCUUCCAAGACCUGCUACAGAGGACGCAGGCGGGCACGCCCACCCGCUGGUUCAAGACUCUGAGGCAGUAUUACUACAGGGAGCGCUGGGAGCUGUUCGACACGCACUCGGACCCGGCCGAGCAGACCAACCUGGCCUCGGAUCCUGAUCAUAAAGCCGUGUUGGAGCUCCUGAGGGAGCAGCUGGUGAAGUGGCAGUGGGAGACGGAGGAUCCAUGGGUCUGCGCUCCGGACGCCGUGCUUGAGGACAAGAUGGAGCCCAAGUGCAGGCCGCUGUACAACGAGCUGUGAAGGAUCAGUGCCGUAAUGAAGCCUUUGAAGUUGGAUGCAAAUUUUUGCGUGAGACUAAAUGGAGCUCGCAGUGAACUGAACGUUGUGAAGAAGAGAAACAAGGAGACAUCAUUAUGCACACACACACACACACACUCGAACACGCUUUCAGAAACCAUGAACUUGUACUCAUGCCAAAGUGAAAAAUCAUUUUCAAAAGUUGUUUUCUAUUAAAAAGCCUGAUUUGUACUUUA
Messenger RNA from Neoarius graeffei (lesser salmon catfish), 1974 nucleotides. RefSeq names its product N-sulfoglucosamine sulfohydrolase (sulfamidase) (gene sgsh). The record is from RefSeq and is a predicted model, not a curated record. The transcript has 7 exons. Gene Ontology annotation, biological process: glycosaminoglycan catabolic process; heparan sulfate proteoglycan catabolic process. The coding region runs from base 179 to 1741 and encodes 520 amino acids. Gene Ontology annotation, molecular function: N-sulfoglucosamine sulfohydrolase activity. NCBI's taxonomy places the organism in Eukaryota, Metazoa, Chordata, Actinopteri, Siluriformes, Ariidae.